UCUAAAAUCUCAUCCCUGAAACCAUCAAUGACAAUGGAACAUCUGCAUUACGAAACAUAUCCUAGUAUUGGAAUCAUCCGUUGAAAGAUCCUUUGUAUUUGUACCUUUUACCUUUUGCCUUUUGUCUUCCUUCGAAAGUUUUUCAGUCUUCCAUUUUUCGAAUAUUAUUUAACGUAAUUCGAAGUGUUUGUGUAUUAAUCGAGCUUAUAUUUUCAUUCAUUUGUGGAAUGUUCUAGAUUUCGAACGACUUUAUUAAUCGAAUUAAAAAAAUGGCUAAAGCAGCAACUGUGCCUUCGUUCGCAUCACACGAUCACUACUAUGAUCCGAAUUUCACUGCUGAAAUCACAGCCAAAAUGCAGGUUCCUAAACGGAUCAAAGUAGCUGGUAAUAUAGACGAUGACGAAGAAGAAAUCGCCCCCAAAUUACCCUGGCAGCCGGAAAAAAUCGAUAUGAGGGUUCCCGAUAGGAUCCUGGUCGCUGGUCAAGAUCGACACAUUGGGACUCCAGCACCGCCCCGAGAGCUAAUUAUAGAGAAUACGGUCAUGCCCCCGGAUCCUGGUUUAAUUAGAGUUCAGACUCCUCCUCGAGUUAUCACGUUGGAUGAACAUUAUUUCCCAUCUGCGACCGAUGAUUAUUACGAUAGAGAAAACAACGGCGGUAUUAAUGAGAUUUCGUACAGUCGUAAGAACGAUUACAACGACGAUGUGUUGCUGGAAACAUCGCAGAAUAAUUUCCUCAACGAUACCGUCAACCAGAGCGAUUUCACAGCGGUGGCUAGAAGUAAUGGUCCAUUUCUGAGAACCGAAGAAGAAGUGGUUCAUUUGAGAAAACAGCUGGUAAAGUUGAACCGUCGUGUCAUGAACAUCGAACGCGAACUCGUCUAUAACCAGCAACGAGAUAAAGCACUUUUGGGCAUAGGAGCUGUCUACGUUUUGAUUAAGUUUUUCAUGUGGAUGAACAGGAGUUCGUAAUUGACUCGUCCAUCGGAUUUGCAUUUCGAUAGUUUUACAGAUAGUCGUUUUCUUUUUAUUUCCCCCCAAUAGGAGUCGAAUUAUUUUUAAUGCAUGUUUCUUCUUUGUAUUAUAUAUUUCUCCCAUCGAGAGAGGUUGAUCAUCUCCAUUAUGUUGUAUUUUGUAAAGCUCUACUACGAUAAGAUUGAAUAUUGAACUCACCCUUAUAAAUUAGGUAUGUUUCUGGUUUCGCUGAAACCGUUGUUUUCAAAGCUUUCAUCUCAUAAUAUGUUUUAAUUAAUUUGGAGAAGUCAUGGAUUUGAGAAUCUGUUGUAUUGAUUCUCUGCCUUUCUGUUGUUUGGUUUCAGUUUAUUGUACUAGUUUUUCUUAUACAAGGUUUGCGUCGUCGAGUUGCGAAAAUGUAUGUAUUUUUGUAUUAUUAUAAUCAUAUUAAUAAUUUUUAAAAGAUUGCCACAUU
Messenger RNA from Planococcus citri (citrus mealybug), 1428 nucleotides. It is a transcript of the gene Tango11, whose product is annotated as transport and golgi organization 11. The record is from RefSeq and is a predicted model, not a curated record. Bases 270 to 971 code for a protein of 233 amino acids. The transcript is spliced from 5 exons. Lineage: Eukaryota; Metazoa; Arthropoda; Insecta; Hemiptera; Pseudococcidae.